Molecule: messenger RNA, 2989 nt
Organism: Nematolebias whitei (Rio pearlfish)
Lineage: Eukaryota; Metazoa; Chordata; Actinopteri; Cyprinodontiformes; Rivulidae
Gene: rps6ka1
Product: ribosomal protein S6 kinase a, polypeptide 1
Exons: 23
Coding region: 55-2316 (753 amino acids)
Biological process (GO): protein phosphorylation; positive regulation of DNA-templated transcription; intracellular signal transduction
Molecular function (GO): ribosomal protein S6 kinase activity; magnesium ion binding; ATP binding
Source: RefSeq, a predicted model, not a curated record
CGCAGCUGAAAGGGGAGGGGGGUGGGGUGGGGGGGGGACAUAUAAAACUACAGAAUGCCUCUUGCACAAAUCGCGGAGCCAUGGCCCACCAUGGAACUGGUGCAACUGGAAACAGAGAAUGGGCAGAGCACUGCUGAGGAUGGAGUCACAACUGCUGUCAAGACCAAGUCUCGCAUCACCUGGAUAGAGAAGGAUUUUGCUCGUUGUAGAGAGCAGGAAGAUGGAGACAUCAAGGAGAUCAACAUCACCCAUGUGGUCAAAGAGGGCUCGGAGAAAGCCGACGCCUCUCAGUUUGAGCUGCUCAAAGUUUUGGGACAGGGAUCAUUUGGCAAGGUGUUCCUUGUGCGGAAGGUGACCCCGCCUGAUGAUAACCAGCUGUACGCCAUGAAGGUCCUGAAGAAGGCCACGCUCAAAGUCAGAGACCGCGUGAGAACCAAGAUGGAGAGAGACAUCCUCGCAGAUGUCAAUCACCCGUUUGUUGUCAAACUGCACUACGCAUUCCAGACUGAGGGGAAGCUGUACUUGAUCUUGGAUUUUCUCCGAGGAGGCGACCUCUUCACACGACUCUCUAAAGAGGUGAUGUUCACAGAGGAGGAUGUGAAGUUUUAUCUAGCGGAGCUGGCUUUAGGGCUGGACCACCUUCACAGCCUUGGCAUCAUCUACAGAGACCUCAAACCUGAAAACAUUCUUCUGGAUGAAGUUGGACAUAUCAAGCUCACAGAUUUUGGCUUGUGUAAAGAAGCGAUCGAUCACGAAAAGAAAGCCUAUUCCUUCUGCGGUACUGUGGAGUACAUGGCUCCAGAGGUGGUGAACAGGCAGGGGCACACCCACAGCGCCGACUGGUGGUCAUUUGGGGUACUCAUGUUUGAGAUGUUAACUGGAGCACUUCCAUUUCAAGGGAAGGACCGCAAAGAAACCAUGAAUAUGAUUCUAAAGGCACGCUUAGGAAUGCCUCAGUUCCUGAGUGCGGAGGCCCAGUCUCUGCUCAGGGCCUUGUUCAAGAGGAACCCUGCCAACCGGCUGGGAUCAGGUUCAGAUGGUGCAGAGGAGAUAAAGCGGCACGGUUUCUUCUCCACUAUAGACUGGAAUAAACUCUUCCGAAAAGAAAUGAAACCUCCGUUCAGGCCGGCUGUAGCACGACCAGAUGACACGUUUUACUUUGACUCAGAGUUCACAUCCCGCACCCCGAAAGACUCCCCUGGCGUGCCCCCCAGUGCUGGAGCUCAUCAGCUGUUUCGAGGCUUCAGCUUUGUUGCUUCAACUCUGCUGGAGGAGGAAGACUCGGUGGAGACUGUAAAGCCCCCACCUCACCCGGUGGUCCAGCAGUUGCACGGGAAGAACCUUCUGUUCAGUGACGGGUACGUACUGAAGGAGGACAUCGGCAUGGGCUCCUUCUCUGUCUGUAAGCGAUGCAUCCACAAAGUCACCAACGCUGAAUAUGCUGUCAAGGUGAUUGAUAAAACCAGCACAGAUCCGUCUGAGGAGAUCGAGAUUCUGCUCAGAUAUGGACAGCACCCCAACAUCAUAACGCUGAAGGAUGUGUAUGAUAACGGGAAGCAGGUGUACAUGGUGACGGAGCUGAUGCGAGGAGGAGAGCUGCUGGAUCGGAUCCUCAAGCAGAAGUCCUUUUCAGAGCGAGAGGCCAGCUCUGUGCUGCACACCAUCACCAAGACCGUGGAGUACCUCCACUCCCAGGGGGUUGUGCACAGAGAUCUAAAACCCAGCAACAUCCUGUACGUUGAUGAAUCAGGGAAUCCUGAGUCCAUCAGGAUCUGUGACUUUGGUUUUGCCAAGCAGCUGCGUGCCAACAACGGCCUCCUGAUGACUCCAUGUUAUACCGCUAACUUCGUAGCUCCUGAGGUGCUGAAGCGUCAGGGUUACGAUGAAGGCUGUGACAUCUGGAGUUUGGGAGUUUUACUCUACACCAUGCUGGCUGGUUUUACUCCGUUUGCUAAUGGGCCUGAGGACACCCCGAAUGAGAUCCUGAACAGGAUAGGAAACGGUCACUUCAGUUUAACUGGAGGAAACUGGGACACUGUGUCAGAUGCUGCCAAGGACCUCGUGUCCAAGAUGCUUCAUGUGGACCCUCAUCAGAGACUGACUGCUAGGCAGGUCCUCAAACACCCCUGGAUUGUCCACAGAGACAAACUACCCAACAGCCAGCUCCCACACCAGGACCCCAAACUGGUCAAGGGUGCGAUGGCAGCCACCUACUCCGCCCUGAAGAACUCGCAGCCCACUCCAGAGCUCCAGCCCAUUGAGAGUUCCUUCCUUGCUCAGAGGCGCGUCAAGAAGCUGCCCUCCACCUCCCUGUAGAGACUUAACGAUGGGCGAUCAGCUCGCUGGGGUCUGAUCCAGAACCGCACCUUCAGUCUCCACACCUCCCAGUCAGCUUGCUAGAGAUCGUUGGGUCCAGCUUCCGAAAACCAGCUAAGGAGCGCUGACUUUGGUCCCGUCCUCCAUCCUCCUCUGUGUUUGGGCUCAUCAUGCUCCGCUGGAAGCCAAACGACUUGGAGAAGCAAAACAUCACGAUGAUGGACGGGAGCGAGGAUGAGUUUUAAAACAAAAAGGGAAAGGUUGCAGGUUUUUCGCUGAUUUCUUAGUGCCGUGUGGGUGAAUGGUGUGCACGCGUGUUUGCGUGACGGAGUCUGUUUUUGAUAACGAUGAUCAUUGCUGUAACUGGUUGCUGCUGCACGCCUGUCUGCCUGUGUCGUCGGCCGUCUUCCUGUUCCGUUUUUUUUUCUGUAGCGUUGAUGAGCUUUAUAUUCCUGGUUGCACUGCCAGCACAAAACCACCGCAAACCAACCGUCUGCUGUUCAGUGUUUUUCAAAGAGCAUCGUUAAGAUAAAUAUGAAACUUUUUAUUUUAUUACUAUUAUUAUUAUUUGCCAUGAAUGCCUGUUUGGCUUUGGUUCAACCAGAGGAUGUGAUAAAUGUCAAACGCUGAUGUUUUUGGUUAACGUCGAUCGAAACUAGUAUUUGCUUUUACA